ACAUCCCCACAUCCUCAACACACCAAUCCAAUGAUGAACUCCACACCAUUUCCUUCUUUCACCCAAUCCCUCUCAAAUUCAUCCAAUAAACCACUGAUUUCAUCUUUUCAUUCUCAUCCCUUGUUAAAAUUCAACAAUACCCAUUUCAAAAUAGCUCAGAUUCCGAUCCGGCCAUCCACCAAAGCCUCCGCCUCCGCCGCGAACGGCUCCUACAUUCCGGCGACGGAUAAGGAGACACUGUAUGACUUACUUGGUAUAUCGGAGACCGGGACGAUCUCCGAGAUCAAAAAGGCGUACAAGCAAAUGGCGUUGAAGUACCAUCCUGACGUGUCGCCGCCGGACAGAACGGAGGAGUACACCGUGAGGUUUAUUCAGGUACGUGAAGCCUACGAGACAUUAUCCGACCCGGAAGCUAGAUCCAUGUAUGAUAUGUCCGUGGCAAACGGAUUGCCAUCGGCUUUCUCGGGUAAAAGAGGAACCCGAUCUGACCCGGGAUCCGAUGCUAAGAGGCGGUGGAAGGAGACGUGGGAAGGGCAGAUAUCGGAGCUGAUGCGACGCAGCAGGGUGAAACCACAGAAAGUGGAUACGGCGGGGGGGAUGUCGUGGGCAGCCCGGAUCCGGAAGCAACGGAGCACAUCAUGUGUUAACGGGUCGGAUCAAGAUCAAUAAUGGCGCCUUUGGCUCUAUAUUAAUUUUUCUUAAAACUUUAUUUAGGAGGUGAAUAUUUUUAUUUUUGUGUGUGUUUAAAAUUGUUAAUAUAUUAUAAAAUGAUUAUUUAAGAU
This is a messenger RNA of Cynara cardunculus var. scolymus (artichoke), 782 nucleotides long. Its product is annotated as chaperone protein dnaJ 20, chloroplastic-like. The transcript has a single exon. Lineage: Eukaryota; Viridiplantae; Streptophyta; Magnoliopsida; Asterales; Asteraceae. Bases 31 to 669 code for a protein of 212 amino acids. Gene Ontology annotation, cellular component: chloroplast. The record is from RefSeq and is a predicted model, not a curated record.